AUGGACGUCACAACACCACAGCACCAAGCCUUAUUUUCCUUCUCCAAGGACCAAGUCGAAGAGGAGGAUGCCGACUCGCUGGGGCAAUCUUCACUACCUGUGGGGGUGAAUGAAAGCUUAUUUAAUCUUAUGGAUUCCUUAACUCAGGCACAAGGUUCGUUUCUACCGAAGUCCGUGUACUCGCUGCAUAACAUACUCGAAUCUUCCUGCAUCCGUGGCUCAUCUCUGUUUUAUCCAGGCUGCUCUAUGAGUCCGUUGAAACUGUCCGUAUACCAAGUAGCGGAAGUCGCAAGGCGCAUAUCCCAGCUUUACAAACAAGUAGUAGAAAUCAAGUUGGAUGACCCUGAUUCUGAGAUUCAGACACUAGAAAGCGGGUGCGCGAAAGAUGAUACCACGUCCUCCAGCCCAGUGAGUGAUGCGACACAACUCAACCGAUUAGAAACGAUUGGCAUCUCAAGGAUUGCUAGGCCGAAAUCGGACCUCGGCAAUAUCACGUCAUCUAGCGUUGCACCAACUGGAUUAUGUAAACUCACUCCUCCCGCUUGUCAGUCAAGCAUGGUGUCUGGUGAAGUCUCCAAACCGGCUCCCAACAUGGCCGAUACGUUCAGAACUCCAUGUUCAGCUUCCCUUGCAGCAACCAAGGCCAACGCAACUGGACAGCUCAAUUCAGCUGUGAGUCACUUACAGUUGGGCAUAACUGGGAACCAGACAUCCAACUGGCCAAAGCUGGGAGUUCCACUACCUGCAGCACCAACUCGAGUUACGGCCCCGGUACACGUGGAUGUUGGAGGUGUCCUGUACACUUCUUCUUUGCAAACAUUAACGAAAUAUCCGGACUCUCGAUUAGGUCGCAUGUUCAGCGGUGUUACUCCGAUCAUACUGGAUACAAUGAAGCAGCACUAUUUCAUCGAUCGUGAUGGCACCUUAUUUCGACAUGUGCUGAACUUCUUGCGUACUGGGCAAGUGAACAUUGGAGCGCAGUUUGACGAGUUCGAUCAACUAGUACAAGAGGUCAGACAUUAUGAAUUAGGAGAAAUGUUGGAGGCUUUGGAUCGCCUUGCUUCCGAACGCCGCUCAGAUGGGCGCAAACGGGUGAUACGGAACAAACUACAAUCCCGCUUGAGCCUUAACAAGAAACGAAGAAUACAACAUUGCCAAGUGGCUGAGGAAUUUAUGACCAAGGAAAACGAUGGUGCGCGGACCUGUGCGUUACGUUUCGCUGAUAGUGAGAUGCUGGAAUUCCGAAUAGCUUCAUCAAAUUACGAAUGCAUGUGGGUAGAAAUGAACGUCAGCUCACCGUUUUCUGGCAUCAUACAACUAGCCGGCAUGACAUCCGUCCAAGGUGAACAAUGGGCCAGACGCAUUGGACGAUUCGUUGGUGAAAAGUGUCAGUGCUCGGACAAUGAUUCACGUGAACACAUGAGCCUGGAGGGUUCUACACAAGUGAGGUGGCACGAUAUGGCUCGUGCGGACCAGCUUACGCUCUGGCAAUUUAUCUUGGCUGACGGUUUCGAAAUUCUUGCGCAGCACUCCCCAUUGUUAACCAAAUCAGGCUGUUAUACUUACCUACUUGGUCGUAAGUCCCGGUGAGCCAUUCUCGGAGCCAAAAGAUGAUCUGACCCUUGUGCUUGGCCUCCAUGCCUGUAAUGUCCAGGUAUGAUUCGGAGCCGUUACCUCCACGCUGCCUAAUUGAGCUGAUCAGUCGUAUUGAAACAUGGUUAAUUUACUCUGCAGAUCACACGUUUAUGCUUCUAUACAUACCAUUUAUGUCUUUAAGAUGCGUUGUUUUCGAAGGGGGCUCGAAUCCAAAAAGUAUUUAAUACAAUAUUUC
Dicrocoelium dendriticum is the source of this 1831-nucleotide messenger RNA. The record is from the annotation of a GenBank genome assembly. Lineage: Eukaryota; Metazoa; Platyhelminthes; Trematoda; Plagiorchiida; Dicrocoeliidae.